GAGCCUCCUGAAAAACUCUGGACCCGCCGCUGCGCCCCACUCGCCGCUGCAGCCUCUGCCCGGAGUUUGCCACUCCCCAGUCCGCUUGUACGCUCCCCACAGCCACCACUACCCUUCAGAAUGGCCAACAGGGGACCUGCCUAUGGCCUGAGCCGGGAGGUGCAGCAGAAGAUUGAGAAGCAGUAUGACACAGACCUGGAGCAGAUCCUGAUCCAGUGGAUCACCUCCCAGUGCCGCAAGGAUGUGAGCCGGCCUCAGCCUGGCCGGGAAAACUUCCAGAACUGGCUCAAGGAUGGCACGGUGCUUUGUGAGCUCAUUAAUGGACUGUACCCCGAGGGCCAGGCCCCAGUAAAGAAGAUCCAGGCCUCCAGCACGGCCUUCAAGCAGAUGGAGCAGAUCUCUCAGUUUCUGCAAGCAGCCGAGUCCUAUGGCAUCAACACCACUGACAUCUUCCAGACUGUGGACCUCUGGGAAGGGAAGAACUUGGCCUGUGUACAGCGGACACUGAUGAACCUGGGUGGGCUGGCAGUAGCCCGGAAUGAUGGACUCUUUUCUGGUGAUCCCAACUGGUUUCCUAAGAAAUCAAAGGAGAACCCUCGGAACUUCUCAGACAACCAGCUGCAAGAGGAUGAAGACACGGUGAAAGAAAGGGCAAGUAACUUGCUCAAGGCCACACAGGGAGUAGGUGCAGGAGCAGAGAUUCGGGCUCAGAUCUACCAGGCUGUGAGCCCGGCUAAACCUGUGCUCUUCCAGGCUCAGCAAAAAAUAGAGCUGUAG
Messenger RNA from Trichechus manatus latirostris (Florida manatee), 777 nucleotides. It is a transcript of the gene TAGLN2, whose product is annotated as transgelin 2. The transcript is spliced from 6 exons. Bases 121 to 777 code for a protein of 218 amino acids. Gene Ontology annotation, molecular function: actin filament binding. NCBI's taxonomy places the organism in Eukaryota, Metazoa, Chordata, Mammalia, Sirenia, Trichechidae. Gene Ontology annotation, biological process: actin filament organization. The record is from RefSeq and is a predicted model, not a curated record. Gene Ontology annotation, cellular component: actin cytoskeleton.